AUGCAUGGUGACCUCCAGCAACCGCCUUCUUGGGCUCACGUCGAGGAGGCGCUCGUCGUAUCGGAUCAGUCCCCUCUAGGCACCCCUCUCAGCAACGAUGUUAGCGACCAUUCUUCUUCUACCGAGUCUAAGCCUAUGACCGACGUACCGCUGGGAUAUUCCCAACAAGAUCUCAACGCAGCUAGCCCGAUGGUCCCGGACCCUGGGGAUAUGCUAGAAAAGUUGAGGGUCUCAUAUGCCACGAGAUGCAAACGCGGUCCCUUAACCCCCGAACUGCGGGAUAUCUCCAUCGCUUUCACUGGCCUCAUGGGCUGUGUCAGAAGUGAGAGCGUUGAACAUGUGUUGCUGUGGGAUCGUAUGUGGCAAAUCGGGCUGGGGGAUCUGUGUGAAGAGAUCGUAGAGGAGAGUGACUUCUACUCGGAACAUCCGGACUGGAUUAUCACCGUGCUCGAGAUGGUAGAUUUAACCGUCUCCAGGUACGCCAGGGAACGCCCACGGUUGAUACACGGACCCUCGGGCAAGGAGCAACUACAACGCUUGAUAGUGUCGCUAUGUCGCACCGGGUACUGCCAUCGUGAACUCUUCACGGACGACAAUGUAGUUUUGCGUGCAUACGCUCCUGGAGCAACUGCCGAUCUCCGUUUUCGCCUCCAGCACCUACUCAACAUGUCCUUUACUAUUUACGGGAAGGCGGGGAACUACAGAAGCUUCGAUAUGGGCAGUGCAGACGCUACAAGACAUUUUAGGCGAAUGACUACCCUCCUCUGGUGUUAUCGUACUCCCGGGGAGUGCUGGCAGUCCGACACUUUGAUUACACUCUCACUUACAAUAGUGUCCGAGUCACCACCGGAAGACUGUAUCGAUUUCUUUGACAAUGAGGUGUUGAAGCUCUCGGGGCCGUACAACUUUCUGACCAGGAUCUGCGACUAUCUGCGGCGGAGAGACUUUCCCACUCCAGUUUGUCAAGAACGUCUACUACAGGGCUUAGGCCGGGUGAUCGCGUUUCGCCCCUUGUGGCCACAUUACUCUUCCUCGGGUUUCUUUAACGCCAUGAAGGAUAUGCUCGAUUCAUAUGCCUCGCUCAACGACGCCGAUCAGUGGCACCUGAGUGAAGCGGCUCUCAAUAUCCUCGCCUUUCUUAGCGAAUCUGCGCCUAUCAAUGACGCCGCAAGUCAUCUAAUCCGGCACUUUGAUAUCAUUGAAUACGUCUCGCGAUCAUCUAUCAUAUACGCCAGGUCUGAUGCUGUUCUUGGAGAGGAUGACAACGCGUGUGUAGAGGCUCUCAAGAUCUACACUCGCAUUGCAGCGGCGUUGAGCCUUCGCACCGGGAAGAACUUGCUCAAGAAGGUCUUUAGACAGGCAGCACGCCGCGAGUGGUAUCGGACCUUGGUCGCCCUCCGCGAGAUACAACUCCGCAAUGAAGAAGCCAAGCGCAAGUGCACACCGCUCAUCUCGGCGUGGCAGACUCUCGGACGAGCCUUGAACCUGGACGAAGCGAGCGAAAAGAUAGACUAUGAGCGGGAGAUGAAGAAGGCAAUGCAGAUGUGCGCAUGGCUGAAGUGCGAUUAUCAUCAGAAGAGAUCACCUCACCCCACUCGAGCCUGUCUGGGGUGCGCUGAAGCGCGGUACUGCUCCAGAGAAUGCCAGCAGAAAGACUGGAGGGAAGGAAGGCAUAAGGCUAGAUGCAGAAGAUUGAAGGCUGAGGCCCAUUCACAUCGGCAAUAA
Messenger RNA from Peniophora sp. CBMAI 1063, 1725 nucleotides. NCBI's taxonomy places the organism in Eukaryota, Fungi, Basidiomycota, Agaricomycetes, Russulales, Peniophoraceae. The record is from the annotation of a GenBank genome assembly.